AUGCCGCGCAGCAUGAGCGCCAAGAGCGCCGAGAAGCAGCAGGGCGAGACUGAUGACCAACAAGAACGACAAUCACAGUAUGAAGAAAAGGCCGACGAGGCUGGGAGGCCCUCUUCCUCAGGCAGUCUGGGUUCGUCAUCGGGCUCCAGCAGCUCUGUCGAUUAUGACCCCCAGUUUCGCCGCCUGCAGUCGCGCAAUACCGAAGUGGAUCUGGAGCGCCAGAGAACCAGCGCAUCACAGGCCCUGAGUCGCAUUGAAACACAGCGCCUGCAGCAUUCUAUGACGGUUGGUGAGGACAUCAAGUCACGGCCCUCCACGCUUCCACUGCCCCCAUUUGGCGGGGGGAAGCCCUAUCCGCCACCGCUGCCAAACCGCGAUGAUUUUGUCGUGGAAUUCGAUGGACCAGACGAUCCUUUGUACCCUCAGAACUGGCCGCUGAAGAAGAAAAUCUAUACCAGCGCGAUUCUGGCAUAUACCAGUCUCUGCUCGACCUUUGACUCCGCCAUUUUCAGCGCAUCAUCUUCAAACGUUGCGACCUAUUUCGGCGUGGGGCUCGAGGUUGCUGUCCUGUCGAGCACCAUGUACAUCAUGGGUUAUGCCACCGGCCCCUUAAUCUGGGCUCCUCUCUCUGAACUCAACGGCCGUCGUCCCGGCAUCAUCAUUGGCAUGUUUGGAUUUGCCAUAUUUAACACGGCAGUGGCCGUUUCCAAGGAUAUCCAAACCCUGAUGAUCUGUCGCUUCUUCAGCGGUGUUUUCGGCAGUGCGCCUCUUGCAGUCGUCGCUGCUGUGUUCUCCGAAAUCUACAGCAAUCGCACCCGCGGCGCUGCCAUUUCCUGCUUCUCUGCUACCGUCUUCUUGGGUCCUCUGCUGGCCCCGUUCAUCGGUGGGUUCAUUAACAUGUCCUAUCUCGGAUGGCGCUGGACGGCCUAUAUCCCGGCAUUCAUGGGAUAUGCCGCCUUCAUCAUGAACCUGCUCUUCCUUAAGGAGUCAUACCCACCUGUUGUUCUUGUGGCAAAGGCCGCUGAACUGCGGCGUCGUACCAAGAACUGGGGAAUCCAUGCUAAGCAGGAAGAGAUCGAGGUUGAUUUCAGAGAGUUGAUGGUGAAGAACUUCUCUCGCCCGCUGCGCCUGCUCUUUGGUGAGCCGCUAAUUCUAGCUGUGACGAUAUACCUCAGUUUUAUCUACGGGCUUCUCUAUUGUUUCCUGACCGCAUAUACCGUUGUUUUCCAAGGGGUGUAUGGCAUGAAUCCUGGCGUUGGCGGCCUGCCCUUGUUCGGUCUGGUGGUUGGCUUGCUCUUUGCUACUGCAUUCAUCAUUUAUUCCAGCAAAGGGUACAACAGAAAGCUAGAUGCGAACGGCGGUGUUCCUGUCCCCGAGUGGCGUUGCCCUCCUGUGAUACUCGGCGGGGUACUCUUCGCUGCUGGGCUUUUCUGGUUUGGGUGGACUGGAUUCACGUCCUCUGUUCCCUGGAUCGUGCCGACGUUGAGUGGUCUCUUCACUGGAUUCGGGCUGUUGGUCAUCUUCAUUCAGCUGUUCAACUACCUGAUCGAUACUUAUAUCAUGUUUGCCGCCUCUGCCAUUGCUGCAAACACCUUCUGUCGGUCUUUUGUUGCUGCAAGUUUCCCGCUGUUCUCGCGCCAGAUGUUCGAGAACAUGGGCGUGCAAUGGGCCUCGACUCUGCUUGGCUGUGUUGCCGCCUGCCUUGUUCCGAUUCCAGUCGCAUUCUACUUCUAUGGCGACAGACUCAGAAUGAAGAGUAAAUUCGCUCCUUAUUCUGGGAAUUCCGCCGAAGCACAUGCGCCAGAGGGAGAGGCAGAGGCAGAAACAGCUGAAAAUCACUGA
Molecule: messenger RNA, 1842 nt
Organism: Aspergillus puulaauensis
Lineage: Eukaryota; Fungi; Ascomycota; Eurotiomycetes; Eurotiales; Aspergillaceae
Product: MFS transporter
Exons: 3
Coding region: 1-1842 (613 amino acids)
Biological process (GO): transmembrane transport
Molecular function (GO): transmembrane transporter activity
Source: RefSeq, a predicted model, not a curated record